AUGAUGCUGAAGGCAUUCGAGCAUCUCAAGAGGUACCUCUUUUCGGGUCUCAACUACAAAUUCCUCUUCCGCGCCGAAGCCAGUCACACAAGACCGUUACUGAUCCCUCCGCCAGCAGCUCCAAUCCUCAAGCCGAUCGAGGCCAAAUUCCAACUCCGCUUCGAAGCCGGAUGGAAUGCCGGCAAGCGGACCGUCUUCCUCGAGCUGGCUGCCAAAGCCAAACCAAAGAACUCCAAGGAGUUCAGCACGCUGAGCCACCCUCGCGGCUUCCUGGCCUCAGGAGUCAUCUACCAGAACACGCCGCCAGAGAAGCAGGAAGAGGCCACGAUGAGGUUGUGGGACGACUUGAUGCGCCAAGUCAACGAGGAAUCUGAGGAGUAG
Molecule: messenger RNA, 381 nt
Organism: Aaosphaeria arxii CBS 175.79
Lineage: Eukaryota; Fungi; Ascomycota; Dothideomycetes; Pleosporales
Exons: 1
Coding region: 1-381 (126 amino acids)
Source: RefSeq, a predicted model, not a curated record